AUGACAGGAGGAACACACCUAUCUCUUGUAGAUGCUGCAGUGGAAGACAUCAAGGAUAGCGUUAUUCUGGAGAGGCAGUUCAGAGGUUACGAGGCUGGUAGUUUUCAUGGAGGAACAGGUCCUAGUGUGUUUACCACUACAUUACAGAGCUCUCAUGCUCAGAAGAAUCGCCCAGAAAUGUAUGUGAGGGAUCUUAUCGAAGGAGACGAACCCUCUGACUUGUCCUCCCUGGCGAACGCUUUAAGCACCUACCGGGUUGAUCCUCUAAGCUUGCACCGAGCAACAAAACAUAAGAAGAAGAAGACGAGGACGAGGACGAAGAACUUGAAUAAGACGUCGAACUUGAGCGAAUGUGAAGACAGCCUAGCGAGUACAUCUGACGAAGGAGAAGAAGAAGAAGAAGAAGAAGAAGAAGAAGAAGAAGAAGAAGAAGAACAGGUACUUCAAAGCGAUGUUGAGGACCUUUCCGCUGGAAAAAGAGGAGCCAAGCGCCGUGUGCGAAGCAGUCAGUUCAACAUUACAUUGAAAUGAGCAACUCAGACCGACCGACACAGGAUCGGAUCAAGUUAUUGUCUGUUUCAGAAGAAGGUAAAUUGCUUCGCAAAUACGAGGUAUCAAGUGCACGUGAUUGGCUUGGUUAUGGGCCCUACACCGUAUCAAUUGGCACAACGCCGAGUUGCACUUGUGAAGAUUUCAUGAAGAGCCAAAUGGUGAAGAUCUGCAAGCACUUGAUUUGGGUGUACGUAGUCGUUCUUAGAGUCAAUGAAAAGGACGAUACCCCUCAACAAGCAGCACUCACUGAGGAGGAAGUCCACUCCAUUUUUCAACGCGCACCACCUCCAUGUACUCAGCCAAAGCCCGCCUUAGGUAAGAAACACUUAGUCUCUAAGAGUAGCAUAAACGAUGGGCAGAGUAACGCUGAAAGAGUGAUUAGAAAUGACCUGCGGAGUAAUCACCCACAAGUGAGGCGUCUGGAGCGGUUGAAUCGAUCCACCGGCUCCAAACCACAGUGUGCAGGGUGUAAGAAAGUGUCCUUUGAUACUGGUGAUAUUCUGUUGGCGGUUGAUGCUCUUUACGUUCCACGCAACAAGGAAUUUUGUGUUCAGUGUACUUAUAGAUUCUGUGUCGACGCUCCGUGCUUCUCCAGUCUUAAAGAAAUUAUUGCUUUAACAGUGCAGUUGCCGUCCGCACAUUAUGCUAAUUUGCGGCCUGUAUAAUCCUCCCAAGCAAGGUUUUCAAACUUAAAACCAGCAAGAAAUUUAAUAAGUUUUGAUAACCGAGAACGCAUCUUGCCGGUCGAGGAGCGACUCAGGAAGACAUUGAAAGAGCAUUCUCUAUGGGGCUAACAAUUGACCGAAUGCAACCUCACACUGAAUUCUGA
Messenger RNA from Pocillopora meandrina, 1381 nucleotides. The record is from the annotation of a GenBank genome assembly. NCBI's taxonomy places the organism in Eukaryota, Metazoa, Cnidaria, Anthozoa, Scleractinia, Pocilloporidae.